AUGGCUAAGGCUGCCAAGGAACUGGCUGUAAAGAAUGAGGAGAUGCUACGAGAGGUACACCAGGCUGGGGUAGUGGCCCUGGAGGCUGAGAGAGAGGAGGAGAGAGGGAGACAUCAGGAGGAGGUGGAGAGGCUCAGGGAGGACUUUGACACCAGACUGCACCAAGAGUUGGAGGAGUUGACCCAGUCCCACAAGGCAGAGGUCGGUGUCCUGCAGCCAGCAGUACCAGACACAGCUGGACUCACUCACCCUCUCCACCAGCACAAUAUGGCUCAGGCCAGAGAGGCGAUUGAGAAGAGUGUGAUGACAAGAACAGAGAAGGAGUUCCAGUCUCGACUCCAGCAGCUACAGAAUGAACACACACCGCCCAACUCAGGUGCGUGUCAAGCAAGUGAUGCUGCCGAAAUCACAGUUCAUGUGUGUAUGUGUCAGUGUCAUGCAUGUGAGAGUGGUUCUGAAGGCCAAUGCAAGUCCCCUCAAGUGUAUGGCUUUUACACCACCUUAAACAAUUGGCUACAGCUUCCGUAUUUCCUCAAUCCUCAAAUAGACACUGCACUGUUGAUUGGCUGUGAUAUACUACACAGAGUGGUGGAGGAGGAGGGGGCAGAGAGAGUUGCACAGGUACAUCAAGAGCUGGAGAGAGUUAAGAGCAUGUGCAACAUGUAUACUUCUAUCCACCAGGAGGAGCUGGUGGAAGUGAGGGAGGUGGUGGAGGAGCAGCGAGGAGUCCUGAGGGAGAGAGAGGAGGAGAGGGAGAGACUGAGUCUCCAGGUCCAGGCAGCUGUGUCAGGGGAGAGGGAUAGGGAGGACCAGAGGGACAGACAGCACCGCGAGGACACUGCCUCUCUCGCCAUCCUCCAGAAACAACUGAGUGCUCUCACCAAUGAGAAGUACAUAAGAACUCCGUGUUAA
Molecule: messenger RNA, 912 nt
Organism: Geodia barretti
Lineage: Eukaryota; Metazoa; Porifera; Demospongiae; Tetractinellida; Geodiidae
Source: the annotation of a GenBank genome assembly